GGAAGAUGGAAGGGGGGAAAGAGAGGCUCAGGAGUAAGUGAAAUUUAACUCAGCAGCCACAUCAAGGGCAGCUGCCUGCAAGAGGAGAGCGCCUCGGCCUGCGGAGAUUCCAGCCCACAAAGGGUUAACUAACCCCAGUUUCCUGCAUUGCUGCUUCUGUGGGAGUUGGUGAAACUUUUUUGGAAUGUAGGGCGAGUUUCUUCUUCCUCACCUGGGCAGGAGCGACCAUGAUGGACAACGGCAUGGACUUCCAAACCGACGCGCGUCCAGAACCUGGCUUUGGCAGCCACAGCCUUCCCGGGGAGCUCCUGGAGCCUCCAGCCAUGGACCUGGAGGAAGGGGCCUCGCCAAGACUGGCCAUGCCAACAGCCUGUGAACAAAGCCUGCACGGCCUGCAGCAGCCUGGAUCCCCCUUCAAUGCCCUGCGCGCCGACCUUAACCCCUCUGCCGCUGAGGCUGAACUGUGUCUCGGUGCAGCCAUCACAGAGCCGACUGUCCCCGAAAGUGCCCUGGGGGGCCUGCAGACCCCCAGCUCUCCAGCUGCUCUGGACUCAGCCCUCCGGGCAGCUGGGGAAGCUUGUGAUGACGCUCGCAGGGACCUGGGAGGGGGGAUGGAAGGCUGUGAGGACGCUGCAGUACCUGGGAGCGAUGCUGACUGGAAAGGGAACCCAGAGGGAGCCCACCGCGGGGUGGGUUGUCCCAGUGACCUGGUUUGCAUGGACCUGGAUGAGGAGCCUGAGGCCCACCUGAGAGGGGAGGAGUGGGCCGAGAGCUUGGAGGAGGACGACCAGUUGGAGAUCCAGGGCCUCCUCACCCAGCUCCAGACCCUUAGCCCCAGCUUCCGCGACGACUCGCCUGCCUCGGAGGACGACCCGCUGCUGGCGUCGGACUGUGGCGCAGGCCCUUUUGGGGGAGACGCGCCGCUUCCCCACCAACCGGCCUUUGGCUGCUGCCGGGGCCUGCCGGGCGAGUGCCCUCCCUGCCUGCUGCACGUCGCCAUGGGGAGAGGCCUGGCAAUGCCGUCCUGCCACGCUCAGCCCUCCGCCUGCUCCCAGAGGAGCCGGGAGAGCCACGGCCUGCUCUUUGCAGAGGCUGACCGGGAGGACUUGCUAAGCCUCCUGCACCACGAGGGGGGGCUCCCAGCGGAGGCCAGUGAGGAGACCCCCCUCGCCAGGUCAGACGUCCUGGCCGGAAGCAACGGGGAGGCCCUGCAGAGCCAGGAGAGCCCGGUGGCCCAGCAGGCGGAGGAGGCCGCUUCGCAGCCAGGCAGCUCGCAGGCAGAAGGCUCCAUCCGGUGGUAUCGGAAAGGGGGAGCCCAUGAGGGAGACUCUGCCUGCAUGUCCCCGGGCAGUCGGGACAGCUCCCCAGAGCCUGUGUGGGUGGCCAUGUCCCCUCCUCCCAGCCGGGGCCUGGAGCAGCCCACCCCCAGGAGCACGGCUGUUAAAGAAUCCCGGGCGGCCUAUCCGGCCUUCAAAGAGGUGGCAGGCCCCUGUGAGCCGGAGGAUCUCCUGGACGGAGUGAUCUUCGGAGCAAAGUAUCUGGGCUCCACACAGCUGGUCUCGGAGAGGAACCCCCCCACCAGCGUCCGCAUGGCGCAGGCCCAGGAGGCCGUGGACAGGAUAAAGGCGCCGGAUGGGGAGUCCCAGCCCAUGACCGAGGUGGAUCUGUUUGUCUCCACCCAGAGGAUCAAGGUUCUGACGGCCGACUCGCAGGAGGCCAUGAUGGACCAUCCGCUCCAGACCAUCUCCUACAUCGCGGACGUCGGCAGCGUCGUCGUGCUGAUGGCGCGCAGGAAGCUGCCGCGGCGGGCAGACACCUCGGGGGAGAAGCGGCUCUACAAGAUGAUCUGCCACGUCUUCCAUUCGGCUGACGCUCAGCUGAUUGCCCAGGCCAUCGGGCAGGCCUUCAGCGUGGCUUACCAGCAGUUGCUGCAGGCCAGCGGCAUCGACCCGAGCCAGCUCUCCGCCAGCCAGGACAGCCGCGCCCUGGAGAGCCAGGAGCUGCACAACGGGGACCUGGCCCACUUCUCCAAGCAGGAGAACUGCAAGGAAGUCUGCAUCCGCAAGCAGAAGGGGGAGAUCCUGGGUGUCGCUGUGGUGGAGUCGGGCUGGGGCUCCAUCCUGCCCACCGUGGUCGUCGCCAACCUCAUGCAUGGGGGCCCCGCAGAGAAGUGCGGGGAGCUGAGCAUCGGGGACCGGCUCAUGUCCGUCAACGGGACAAGCCUGGUGGGGCUGCCCCUCAGCACCUGCCAGAGCAUCAUCCGG
Molecule: messenger RNA, 2264 nt
Organism: Terrapene triunguis (Three-toed box turtle)
Lineage: Eukaryota; Metazoa; Chordata; Testudines; Emydidae
Product: amyloid-beta A4 precursor protein-binding family A member 3
Exons: 8
Biological process (GO): chemical synaptic transmission
Cellular component (GO): dendritic spine; plasma membrane; cytoplasm
Molecular function (GO): amyloid-beta binding; protein binding
Source: RefSeq, a predicted model, not a curated record